Messenger RNA from Triticum aestivum (bread wheat), 1369 nucleotides. Its product is annotated as BTB/POZ and MATH domain-containing protein 1-like. Bases 338 to 1369 code for a protein of 343 amino acids. The transcript is spliced from 2 exons. The record is from RefSeq and is a predicted model, not a curated record. Gene Ontology annotation, molecular function: protein binding. Gene Ontology annotation, biological process: protein ubiquitination. NCBI's taxonomy places the organism in Eukaryota, Viridiplantae, Streptophyta, Magnoliopsida, Poales, Poaceae.
UGGAAAUCUGCGAUGUUCUUGGCCCAAGGGUUUUGAGCGGAGCAAGUAGCGACGGCCGGUGGCCACGAGAGCACGCGACUGAGCAGCGGUGCGGCAGACCAGGCGGACACACGGUGGCGGCGGAUCGGAGACGGGCACGCUGACGUCAACACGCGGCGGCGCGUCAGCACCGUAGCCACCGACAGCAGCAGGCAGCGCAAUCUCCGGCAGCUGGCAAGCCAGUGAGUGCCCUGUUUUGCUCUUGUUCGGGUCGAUUUUGUCUGAAUUUCUUCUGCUUGCUCGAUUUUUUGGGUGGUGACAAUCGUUUACCGGAGCGUUGUUCAGUAAGCGAGCUAAGAUGGCAGAGCCGGAGACGGGGACCACCAUCGUGGCCUCUUAUGUCUUCCAAUUCAAAGUUGAUUACGAACAAAGCCAGCAGCUUCCCAUUCACAAGGCCAUCUAUUCCGACAUCGUCUCCGCCGGAGGACAUCUGUGGAGGAUCAUGUGCUACCCGCGUGGCGAUACCGAGGACGACAAGGGCGAGUAUAUUUCUGUCUACCUCGAGCACAUGAGCAAAUCCACAAGCGUCGGGGCCAUCUUCGAUAUCUUCAUAAUCGGCAGGGACGGCAAAUCACCUACGUGGGACACGUCCAAGAUAUCCAGGACACUCCAAACCUUCGAAAUCAAUGGAGAUAAAGACCAGCGCGACUGCUGGGGAUGGAGUCAGUUCGUCAAGGAAACUAUUUUGGAGCAAGAUUACUUAACAGGGAGACACUUCACAAUUGUAUGUACCAUCAUGAUCAUCGAUGACAGUCCUCCCAUUGCCGUCCCGCCUCCAGACAUCGGAACCCAUCUUAGCCGUCUGCUAGAUCAUGCUGACAGGACAGACGUGUCAUUCGUCGUCGACGAUGAGACAUUCCGUGGUCACCGGGCGGUGCUUGCUGCCCGCUCACCGGUCUUUAGAGCAGAGCUCUUCGGUUCCAUGUCAGAGGCUACAAUGACGUCCAUCACGCUGCACGACAUCACACCUGCAACAUUCAAAGUUAUGCUUCGGUUCAUAUACACGGAUGAAUUGCCCGGAGAAGACGAGCCCGCAGACUCAUCCGUUGAGAUGUUUCAGGAUCUGCUCGCUGCUGCUGACCGGUAUGCACUGGACCGGCUGAAGAUUAUCUGUACCCAGAAGUUAUGGGAAAAAGUAUCGGUAGAUACAGUUGCAACUAUCUUAGCUUGUGCCGAGACCUACAAUUGUCAAGCGUUGAAGAACAAGUGCAUUAGCUUCUUUGUGGCGGAUGAAAAUUUCAAGGAGGCCAUGUUCACCGAUGGUUAUGCGCUACUGGUUCCGAAAUUCCCAUCGAUUACUGCUGAGCUCAAAAGGAGGGUUAGGGCAUAA